AUGAAAUUAGCUGCUUGUUUCGCAUUGCUAACAAUCGCGUACGCCAGGUUGUUGGGCAAAAGGGAAACAUGCCAGCAGAUGUGCGACGCCGCUCAAUGUCCGAUCCCGCCGCAAGUGUGCUACUACGGACGCGUUAAGGACUUUUGCGGAUGUUGCGUUGUUUGCGCUGCCGGAGAAGGGGAAGACUGCAGGGGACUGGCCUGUGGAGAAGGACUACGGUGUGAAAGGAGAAGCCAUGAGAGGCCGGGAGUCCGAGUGUGCGUUUGUGAAUCCAAUGGGGCCAUUUGUGGUAGCGAUGGAAGGACGUAUCCGAGUAUAUGCAGGCUACGAGCUGAGAACCACAGAGCAGAGAUGGAAAACAUGCCGCUGGUCACGAUGGUGCAGAGAGGAGAGUGUCACGCAUCAGGUUUACAGGAUCUCUUGAGCAUGCGUUACAAGUUUAACUUCAUCGCAGACGUGGUGGAUAAGAUCGUCCCAGCUGUGGUGCAUCUCGAACUGUUCCAACGAGUUCCCUUCUCCACAGAUGAGGUGUCCGUCUCCAGCGGCUCUGGUUUCAUCGUGUCAGAGGACGGCUGGAUCGUCACGAACGCUCACGUCCUCUCCAACAAGCAGAGAGUCAAAGUGGAGCUGAAGAGUGGUCUGCAGUACGAUGCCACAGUCAAAGAUGUGGACCAGAAGAUCGACAUCGCACUCAUCAAGAUAGAGCCAGAGAGCCCCCUGCCCGUGCUGCGCCUGGGCCAGUCCUCAGACCUGCGUCCUGGGGAGUUCGUGGUGGCCGUGGGUUCUCCCUUCUCCCUCCAGAACACAGUGACCACAGGCAUCGUCAGCACAGCACAGAGGACCGGACAGGAGCUGGGCUUUAAGGACUCAGACCUGGACUACAUACAGACUGACGCCAUCAUCAACUAUGGCAACUCCGGCGGCCCGCUUGUCAAUUUGGACGGAGAUGUGAUUGGAGUGAACACUUUGAAAGUAGCGGCGGGGAUCUCCUUUGCCAUCCCGGCAGACAGGAUACGCCAAUUCCUCACAGAGUCACACAUCAGACAGCGCAGUGGGAAUGCUCCGUCAAAAAAGAAGUUCAUCGGCGUCCGGAUGCUGACGCUCACACCAACUCUCGCUGCAGAGCUAAAGAAGAGAGACAGUUCAUUUCCAGGUGUUGACUCAGGAGUGUACAUUUAUGAAGUGAUCCCAGGCACAGCUGCAGCCAGGGCUGGGAUUCAGAACCAGGAUGUGAUCGUGUCCAUAAACGGGCAGGAUGUCCAUCGCACACAGGACAUGACGGACAAGGUCCAGAACGCUGCUGCUCUGUCUCUCACCAUCAGGAGAAAAGAGGAGGAGAUCACUUUGUCCAUAGUGCCCGAACAAACUGACACAAUAUGA
Periophthalmus magnuspinnatus is the source of this 1380-nucleotide messenger RNA. RefSeq names its product HtrA serine peptidase 4 (gene htra4). Gene Ontology annotation, molecular function: serine-type endopeptidase activity; protein binding. Gene Ontology annotation, biological process: proteolysis; positive regulation of apoptotic process; programmed cell death. The transcript is spliced from 9 exons. Gene Ontology annotation, cellular component: extracellular region. The record is from RefSeq and is a predicted model, not a curated record. The coding region runs from base 1 to 1380 and encodes 459 amino acids. NCBI's taxonomy places the organism in Eukaryota, Metazoa, Chordata, Actinopteri, Gobiiformes, Gobiidae.